AUGCAACCGCUGGUUCGCGUGUGUUUCGGGUUCCCGCACGCCAUGGACGCUGUUGCCUUCGGACUUGCGCGCGCAGCCGUCAACUUAGCCAUGAAGACAGUACCGAGCAACUCUAUAGUGGCCAUCUUGCCCACGUCAGCGCUGUUGCUCCUCGUCAGAACCCUCGAUUCGUCAGGGCCAAUAUCUACAGACACAGAACAUGGUCACAGUGAUGUCGACAGCGCUGCCAGGAGCGAGGGAGCGGCGAUCGAUAUCUUUGUUGCUUACGAGCGCCUCAAAAGCAGUUCCCCCGUCUUUCCUUCUCCGAUGACACUCAACAAGACAAAAACUUCCUCUUCGUCGCCACGAGAACAAACACGGUAUUUCGGUACUAGCGUCUCGGAGGGGGUGCCGUACGACGAGUGUAAACAUAUCCGAGAUCGGAGCGGCGAUGGUGAUGAAAUAGAGGGCUUGCUUGUGACGGCCUUGCCCUCUCGUGCGACAUCAGAUCGACAAGUCGAUUGUGACAAUAGGUUCCUCAGGUUUCCACACGAGAAAGACGGCCCUAGAGCCGUACCUCCGGUGGGAGGUGAAGACCAUGCCAAGGUCGGCUCUAAGGAAACCGGAGCAGCAUGGUUGGGGCAUUCAAGGGGAUUGCAGCCGCCACCGCCGCAAUCUCUUCGAUCACCAUCCCCGCCAACACCACGGCCACGGGAACUAAUAGGCAAGAGCUUAAGUGACAUGGCGCCCAUACCCCUGCUCGUAUUCGAUACCGAAACGUUCUUGGCUCUGGGAGAGCUUGACGAACGUUUUUCCUUUCAGGGUGGAAUCGCCGAGUGGAUAAAUCGAGCGAAGUUCGGUAGUAGUAACCACUACUGCAGCUGUGGACGUUCUUCUUGGCGACGCACCGAGUCCCCGAAAGAGACGCUUGCCAAAGCCAGUCGUAGAACCUCAACGGGACUCCCUUGUUCUGGCAUCAACGUGCACCAUGUCCACGAGGAAGAAUGGGGCCGGCACUUCAUAAGUUCUUGGUCGGAACCUGUUGAAAGGAGUGUUGAUGGUGUCCACGCACGAGAGUUUACGGCCGAGCAACAAGUGGGAGAUGAGCUACAUCCCAGCGUCCAUCCGCCUAGCCGAGGCGUGGAUCAAAGCGAGGCUGGGAACCAGACCGUUUUAUCAAAUUGCAUAAGCGGGGAUGGCAUUCAACAGCCCACCGAUUUUGCCGAUCGGCAUGCAUGCGACGAGGUCAGCCUCGACCAGCGGAAUAGUCUACAUUGGGCAAAGCUGGAAGCCCUGAUUCAGGCCGAUGCCGACUUAUUUUUCUUGCGCCUGCUGCUCGUGGAGCAACCCUCAGUCGACAAAGUCGAUCCCGCGCAGCUCAGCAUAGCUUUCCAUUCGGAAUGGAUGGAGAGAGCCCCGGAUACCGUUCUGGCACAAGGGGUAUUAGACAGGCGAAAACGAUUUCCCGUGGCGGCUGUGGUCGUGGUGAACGAGGAUAUAUCUAUUCUUCGGGCAUCCCUGGAAGAGGUUGCGGUCGUGGUGGAGCACAUCAUGUCAAUUCUGCCACUCAUGGAAAGGCAACUACAAGUCGAAGUCGGAUCCUGGGCCACCGAAACUGAGCAAAGAGAGUACGGAAAUUUGCUCAUAAGGGAGGAUCCUAGGCAUUUCUUCCGGGUGGUUGUGAUGGAUACGGACGAGUUCUGGCACCCUGCGGAACUUGCAAAAGCGCUUGUGGUGAUCGCGCAGCAUCCGAAAACCAUGGAAUCUCGGGUACUGGUGGAUUCAUACUGGGCGAGCGUGCGCUCCGUUGUGUUUCCGCCGGAAGAAAGGGACGUCGUGUGGCUCGUAGACCCGUACCACUGUGUAUGCACACCGGUUGGCAGCAAGCACUCCUUCUCCUUUGACAUUGACCGUUCUAUUGGAGUAAUCCAUCACUUGAGCUACUUCGAAGAGCGCCCUACUCUGGAGCAGCUUCGGCUCAGGUCGAUAUCUGGGACGCUCACAGCUGUCGAUGCCAGCGAUCGAAGUGGUCUUGCUGUGCCUCUGUGGGUCUCCGGAGAUAUUGCCGGCUUCACCUUCGGAAAGUCUCUUGUCGGGGCCGAUGCCGUGUGGUCCAUUCUGCUGGAGGCGACACCGCGAGCUCAAUGCGCGCAUCCUCCCUGCAGCAACGGAAAGCACAUGCAUGCAGCCUGGGCAGAUCUAGGCGAAGAGAUGUCGCGCAUCAAGGGGGCGGUGGUGGUCAGGAGACCAGAUCUCGUCAAGGCCCCAGACAUGCUGGGGCCAGUCAACACAUUAGACUUUGUGAAGACGUUCCAGUCGUACUUCGCGAUUUUCAGGAGCUCCCUAUUUCCCACCAGGGUGAACGCCGAUCGAAGAGUGAUUCCCCCAAAUAAAAUUGAUGGAAACUCAGAAAUAUAG
Molecule: messenger RNA, 2397 nt
Organism: Ectocarpus sp. CCAP 1310/34
Lineage: Eukaryota; Phaeophyceae; Ectocarpales; Ectocarpaceae
Source: the annotation of a GenBank genome assembly